Molecule: messenger RNA, 4350 nt
Organism: Suhomyces tanzawaensis NRRL Y-17324
Lineage: Eukaryota; Fungi; Ascomycota; Pichiomycetes; Serinales; Debaryomycetaceae
Gene: TSC2
Product: Tsc2p
Exons: 1
Coding region: 1-4350 (1449 amino acids)
Biological process (GO): positive regulation of GTPase activity; negative regulation of TOR signaling; regulation of small GTPase mediated signal transduction
Cellular component (GO): cytoplasm; TSC1-TSC2 complex; nucleus
Molecular function (GO): GTPase activator activity
Source: RefSeq, a predicted model, not a curated record
AUGUCGACCCACCACCCGACAUUUGGCCGUUCUUCAGGCAUUGGGAGCGUGUUCAAAUCACUUACAAAAUCGCUCAAGUCGUCACCCAACGUUCCUGUACAAAUCAAUCCACUAGUGGUGGGAGGUGGAGAAGAUCUCCAGAAACUCAUCCAGCAAUUGCAGUCGGAAUCGCUAGCAGUACGAGCCAGUGCUGCAUCCAAGCUCAUAGACUGUAUCAGCAAGUAUGCCAUCUCGUCCAUCCCCGAGGUAUGGUAUUUGGUGAGGGAUCUCUGUGAUAUCCGCAUCUCUCCCAACUAUCGUGCUGUGGCCGUGAAACUCAUGGUCCAGUGUAUCAUCCAUGCUGAUAGCUCUGUGGGAACAAGACUCAUGUUCUUCAAGGAUAUCAUCAAUUUCUGUCUGUUUUCCAAGCCAGACCCUGAAUACUUGACAUUCCUCCUGGCCAUGAAUGUCCUCACCAAAGACGGCAAAGACAUCCAGGAUUUCUGCAUUUACGACGACUCGAAGAACCUUAACAUAUUCAUAGAAUCCACGCUAAACUGUGCUUAUAUCGUCAACGACAAAUCACACGAGAAACUAGUAAAGACUCUCCAGUUCAUCCAUGACUGCUUGCAUCACAGCUACGAAAUCCUCGACGACACUCUCAAAAUGGAAAUAAUGGUCAGAAUGCUCGAAAUAGGCUCGCAUACAGGCAAUAUCACCUUGUUGACCCUUGUUGUUGAGAUAAUGAGUACAGUCGUUGCUUCGGGGUCUAUCAGUCUGGACUGGUUUGAUGAUUUGAUAAGGUUCAACUGCUCCAUCUAUGCCUUGAAUUUGGACCCAGGUUUAUCCUUAACAAUCUGGAGAGUAUUUGAUAAUCUAAUGGUCACAGACAGUUUCCAAGCCACCGUAUUCAGUUUGUGUGAAUGUGUUCAGAGCGCAGACUUGUACAAGUAUCGGUCCAAAAAUACUUUGGAAAUGAACUUAUCCACUCCAUCGCUAAAUGCGUGCAUAGGUGCUAUGGAAGUGAUUAGCAAACUUCAAAUCCUAUGUGCUUCACAAGAUAGCUCACGUAUAGAGCCUUGUCAUAAUCAAAUCCUCAAAUCCACCAGAAAUGCAAUACUGUAUAAAACUCCAUUGAUUAAUAGUGCAUAUUUGAGGUUGUUUGAUAGAAUUCUUUCAAAAGAUUCUUACCUCGAAAUUUUCGGAAUUAACUUUAAUGGUUCAUUCGACAAGGUCUUGCCAUUUCAGUUAUGGUACUCAGUCUCGAACUCCGUCUAUGACGUGCUAAACGGGCUUCUCUCAAACUCGGAGCAAGAUAACAGAUACAUACAAUCUAUUUGCCUUUCACUUCAAUCCCUCUAUGAAAACCACGAAUUAAGCUCGCCAAAAGAGAAGCUAGUCAACUUCUUCAUGAGCCAUUACGAGCUGAUUGCACAGGAAAACAUUUUAUUCAUAUUGAAUUACUACAAAGAGGAAAAGCUUUGCUCUUUGUUGUAUCCUUUCUGGAAAGAUAACUGCAUAAAACUAUUGAGGUGUUUCUACUAUGAAACAAGAGAGCCUGAAACCAAAAUACGUUGCUUGGAAGUGAUUAAAGAUGCUUUCAGCACCUCGUUAACUGUCUUCCUGAAAGAUGAUAUUAACUAUGAACUUCUUUUCGACAUUUUCAAGAAGUCUAUACACGAGAGUGACGAAAUGCUCCUUGACUACUUAUUUGACAACUUAUUCGCGUUUCUUGCCGUGCAGUGUCCUCUGGGGGUAUUCAAGCAAUUGUGUGAUUCUUUCCAAGUAUUGUUCGUUUUGCCGUCCAGAUCACCUGCUCUUGACACGGGAUUGAAUUUCACUUCUAUUGGUUCAUUUACGUCCUUGGGCCAUUCUCAGAAAUCUGAUCUUUACACCUCUCUGACGACUCCAACGGAUCGAAAAAAGGUGACCUUGUCAUUUAUUGAGAAGUUGGGUAGGGCAUUUGCUAGGCUGUUCGUUAUUUCCGCCAACAGCGAUAGUCUAAAGGCCAAAGAGUCAUACCAAUUUAUUAUCAUGUUGUGUAACUUUGCUCUCCGGACGGGGCAUAUUGACUUAAUUCUUAUACUAUGCAAAUGCUUGAUACGGAUUAGGGUGACUGAAGAAGGUUUUAUUUAUUUUUCGCAGCCACAAGAGAUGAUUGGACUUUCAACCUCUUUCAAGAGAAAUCCUCAAGAUCCAUCAUAUCCCAGUGACUUGAGCCAAAACUAUAAGUGGAUUUAUCCUGAAUCUGUGUCAUAUCUUCCUGAGAGAUACUUCAAUAAACCAACACGAAACUUACAACUUCAGAACAAGGGACAAGCUGAUGUGCACAGAGAAACCUACAUACAUGGGUACAAUAAUAUUAGAGAAUAUGAUGAUGAUACUGAAGCUGCUCCAGAUAAACACGUCAUUGAUCUAUCGCCCUGGUUAGAUGCAAUUCUUCAGAUCAUGGUAGAAUUCGUUGAUUGGGAAGUGUACUCAUUUAUUUGGGCCCACUUUUGUCCCCAAUUAUCAAAUAUCCGGAUAUUCAUGCAUUAUGAUGAACAGAUUUUGAGGCUCAAAACUAUUAUAUGUGAGCAUCUUACUUUGAAUUUACCGAAGCAAGUGGAGCUUCCCGCGAACCAGGUGACGAAGGCUGAUUUACAAGUCGUUUUGGUAAGAACUCUCUCUGCAUUGGUUGGGUACCACGACAAAUUUACAAAAUAUGAUGAAGAUCAAAUUAUUAAUUCGUUAAUCUUUGGUUUGGGGUCCUGGGAAAAAACUGCUAUUCCGUGCAUAAGUAUUUUGACUGUAUGCUGCUACGAAUUUCCGUUGUCUAUCAAGAAGUUUCUCUCAGUGAUCCUAACCAAAUUGCAAACCAGAGUUACCAGUGCAUUUGCUAGUGCUCAUACGCUAGAGUUUUUGACUUCGUUGAUUCAUAUUCCCAAGUUGACAUCCAACUUCACUAUUGAUGAAUACAAAAGGGUAUUUGGCAUAGCGUUCAAAUACAUUCAGUAUGCCAAAGACUUGAAGAAAAGAAAGCCUGUGUCAUCCAAUAGCUCACAUAUCCAAAAGCACGGUGAGGAUGCGCAGGUUGAGUCCACGCCCUCGACUCAAUCCACCGAACUCACUCCGAUUCUCGCUCAGUAUGUGUUGAUGGCGUCAUUCAAUGUUAUAUCGAGCUGGUUUCUCAAGAUCAAUAUGAAUGACAGAAAGUCGAUUGCUCCGUUCCUUGUUAAAAACUUGGUACUGUGCAGUGAUGGAGGUGAGGGCCUCGAUGACCAGACGGUAGGUUUCUUGGAUUUCCUUAUCCGAUUUACCCACAGUGAUUUACCACUCAAUAUCAUCACCCACAACCACAGCGUAUCCAGCAAGGGCAAGGAGGAGACAAGCUUGAACCGGUGGAUCGUAGGGAAUACCAUCAUUGGCAUUGAAAUCGACAAUUCCACUGGCAGCUCCAAACUCAGCAUCCGGAGGCCCACGGGGUCGGUGAUGCUUGAUUUCAAGCUCCAUCACCAGGAAAAGGCGAUCGAGGGCAAGAUCCACCCCAACUACUAUCUUCUCCAGCUUUUUGACAACAUCGAUCCGAGCAACAACGUCAAGCCUAUUCCCAUCAUCGAGGACUCCGUGGUGCUCCGAGCACUCAACGUGUUGGACCGGAUUCCCACCGUUGAUUUCCACAAGAUAGGCAUUGUGUACAUUGGACGAGGCCAGAGCACGGAGGGCGAGGUUCUACAAAACCAGAUCGGGUCCACCAGCUACGAGGAGUUCUUGGCCUCCAUAGGGCUGUUAGCACGGCUCAAGCACGCCAACCGCAGAAUUUAUGUGGGGGGGUUGGACACCGAAUGUGACUACGACGGCGAGUAUACUCGCUACUGGCGCGACAAGACCACCCAGAUCGUGUUCCAUGUGAUCACCAUGAUGCCACGCGGGGCCCAGGAGCAGCGCAAGAAGGCUCAUAUUGGCAACAAUUACGUCAACAUCUACUUCGACGAGUCGGAGCUCCCCUACAACUUCAAUCUCGUGCGGUCGCAGUUCAAUUUUUUGAACAUCCGCAUUUCGCACCACACAGUAGGGGAAGCUUCAGGCCACCAACGGUUCUACAAGGUGCAGACCUACCGACGGCUGGGGGUGCCUGGGGUGUUUGCCACUGCGCACUUCAAGCUCAUUUCCCAGGAGAACCUCGCGGUGUUCAUCCGCAACUUGGCGAUUGUCGCCAAUCAGUUUGCCUGCGUGUGGCACGCCAACGGUAGCGAGAGCAUCUGGUCCCAACGGGUGCGGCAAAUAAAAAAACUCCGCGACAAUACCGUGGAGUCUCGCCAGGCGUUGGGCGAGCACGACGAGGCCAUGAUCAGUAAGCUUGCGGGGCUUAUGAGUGACUCGGGCCCCUAG